Molecule: messenger RNA, 1492 nt
Organism: Cyprinodon variegatus (sheepshead minnow)
Lineage: Eukaryota; Metazoa; Chordata; Actinopteri; Cyprinodontiformes; Cyprinodontidae
Gene: g6pc1a.2
Product: glucose-6-phosphatase, catalytic subunit
Exons: 5
Coding region: 41-1105 (354 amino acids)
Biological process (GO): gluconeogenesis; glucose 6-phosphate metabolic process
Cellular component (GO): membrane
Molecular function (GO): glucose-6-phosphatase activity
Source: RefSeq, a predicted model, not a curated record
GCUCUGCACACUGAGACCUUUCUGCUUCCUGCAGGCUAAGAUGUUCACUGAUAUCAUGGAUGCCAUGGAGGGUUUUGGGGUGAGCAGCACCCGCUACCUGCAGACCAACUAUAAAGAUGCUCAGGGCCUUUUUCUCUGGGUCUCCUGGGCAGCGGACCUCAGGAACACCUUCUUCAUCUUCUUCCCGCUUUGGUUCCACCUGCGGCCCUCAGUGGGCAUCAAGCUGAUCUGGGUGGCUGUAAUCGGAGACUGGUUGAACUUGGUGUUUAAAUGGAUCCUUUUUGGAGAGAGGCCAUACUGGUGGGUCCAUGAGACAGCUUAUUACACGGAUGCAUCCCGUCCUCACAUUGAGCAGUAUCCAAUGACCUGUGAGACCGGACCAGGCAGCCCAUCUGGCCAUGCUAUGGGAGCUGCAGGAGUCUAUUACACCCUUAUGACUUCCAUUCUCGCCAUUCUGACCAGCAAGAAAUCAUCAAACACAAACUGGUAUCUAAAGGCUCUACUAUGGUCCGUGUUUUGGGGCGUCCAGGUGUGUGUGUGUCUUUCAAGGGUCUUUAUUGCCGCCCACUUCCCCCAUCAGGUCGUUGCAGGAGUCAUCUCAGGAAUGAUUGUGGCUGAGGCCUUUAACAGAACUCAGUGGAUCUACAGCGCCAGUAUGAAGAAGUACUUCUACACAACGCUCUUCUUGACAACUUUUGCCGUUGGCUUCUACGUGCUCCUAAAAGGCGUUGGUGUCGAUCUUCUGUGGACCCUGGAGAAAGCCCAGAAGUGGUGCAUCAGACCUGAGUGGGUCCACCUGGACACCACCCCCUUCGCCAGUCUUCUUCGCAACAUGGGUACCCUGUUUGGCCUUGGUCUGGGCUUGCACUCUCCCCUGUACACCGAAACCAAAAAGAGCAGCAAUGCAUCAGCCAAAGUGGGUUGCAUUGUCAGCUCUUUGUUCUUGCUGCAUCUGUUUGACUCCUUCAAGCCUCCCACGCACACCGCAGCCCUCUUCUACUUGCUUUCCUUCUGCAAGAGUGCGACCGUGCCCUUGGUCACUGUUAGCAUCAUCCCAUACUGCGUGAGCAGAGCUCUGACCCAGCAGAGGCAAAAGGGGAUGUGAGAAAUGACAAUUGGUGAAAAAAGAAAUGCAAACAUUGACUGUUGGGAGACAAUGAACAUUAAUAACAAUAAUAGAAAGCCUUUUCUUUGGUGCUUUCGCUUUAUAUGACUGUUUGACUCAGGAAAAAAAGCUUGGAAUGAAUGAUGAGAAUUUGCAUAUUGUGUCAUUUAGACACAGAACUCUGAUGUAACAAUAACAGAAAGCAUUAUCCAGGAUGCUUAGCGGCACUUACAAAGAACUGUUGUAAAGAUAAAAUAUGAUAACUGCAGCUUUUCCAGAGUUCUAGAAAGAGAUGAAUGAGCCUAUUUUUGAAUGUUAGCUUCUCAGCUUUGAUAUGCUAUUUCUGUUAUGAAACUAUUGUAUUUUUCUGUGUUUUCUUUUUUAAAG